UUUCACUUCUCGCAUUCCCAGUGUAGGGCUGGAUCUUUUACUCAUUGCGACUUUUUAAGAGCUACUGUUUGGCCACCAGCGUGCCCCAGGGUUCAGUCCGCACAGUACCAGGUGGCCUCAUCAUAGCCCGAGGGGGCUCCUCAGAUGCAACCGCCAUCUGACAGAUGGGCAAUUCAGGCACAGGGCAAAGGGGUCACAGAGCUCAAAGGCAGCAGGCUCACUCUAGAAUGUGUGAUUCUAAUCUAACCACAGUCAGAGUGGGAACUGUGGUCUUAGGGCACGUAUUCACUUAGGGAUUAGAUUCUGUCUUCUAACGUAACAGAACCCCCACCACCCAAACAGUUGUUUCACUGAGAGGCAGGCAUGGGGGGAGCUAUGCCAGGCUCCUCUGUGCUUCCCUGGCUCCCUGCAGCCCUGCCUUUUAAUCCAGCCAGCCUUGCGGUAACCAGGUCACCAGGAAUGGGCAGUCCCAUUGAGUGGUUCUGAUUCAGGAAUAUGGCAUCUGUGGACACUUCUUUCUGCUCUAAGAAAAGUUGACAAGCGGAGAAGCACGGACAGCUCUUUGCCUAUUGAUGUGGGCCCUGAAGAGCCCAUGAUAGAUGGCUCUGUGUGCCUGCAGGGGCCAGUACGAGUUGUCCUCAACUGUGACCAAUUUUUUGAAGAAGAAGAGGCAGAUGGAUGGAGAGGAAAUAAACCCAGAAGCUCAGGCAAAGGCUGACAGAGGGCCUAGUUGGUUCCAGUUAGCUGUGUGCUUAAAAAAUGGUUAAAUAUUAAUUUAGUUUUUUUCAUAUCAAAGGGCAAAAUUCAAAGCAAGGAGGGCUAGGCAGGCUCGGUGAAGAGCGCUGUUAGUUCAGAGAAACAGCCAGGAGGCCUGCACGCCAGCGAGUGUGAACAAUUUGAUCUCGCUCCUGCCGGGGCUCCCUCCCAAAUGGCCUGCCUUCUCCAAGCAUUCCGCAGAGUUUAUGCAGUGGUUUUCUUUUUAGGGCUUUGGGGGGUGAUUGUGGGUGACAAGCUGCUGGUGGUGCCACAGGAUGGAAGCCACUGGCUCAGUAUGAAGGACAUAAUUGAGCCUCUCAGUGAGAAGGGACAUGACAUCCUGGUGCUGGUGCCCGAGGUCAAUCUGCUUCUGAAAGAAUCCAAACACUACAGAAGAAGAAUCUACCCAGUGCCCUACGACCAGGAAGAGCUGAAGAGCCGUUUCCGUGCUUUCGGGAAUCAGAACUUUGCUGAGAGGUGGUUCCUGAAUGCCGCCCUGACGGAGUACAGAAAUAACAUGAUUGUCAUUGACAUGCUCUUCGUCAACUGCCAGAGCCUCCUGCAGGACACUGACACCCUGACCUUCCUCAGGGAGGGGAAAUUUGACGCCCUUUUCACAGACCCCGCCUUACCCUGUGGGGUGAUUCUGGCCGAGUACCUGGGCCUGCCCCUUGUGUACCUCUUCAGGGGCUUCCCAUGCUCCCUAGAGCACGCCAUCAGCAGAAGCCCGAACCCUGUGUCCUACAUCCCCAGGUGCUACACUCAGUUCUCGGACCAGAUGACUUUCCCCCAGCGGGUGGCCAACUUCCUCGUCAAUCACUUGGAGACCUCUCUGUUUCACCGCCUCUAUUCCAAGUAUGAGGACCUUGCAUCGGGCGUCCUCAAGAGGGACGUGCACCUGCCCACCUUGUAUCGGAAGGGCUCCAUCUGGCUGUUGAGAUAUGACUUCGUGCUGGAGUACCCCAGGCCAAUCAUGCCCGGUAUGAUCUUCAUCGGGGGGAUCAACUGCCAGGCCAAGAAAGCCCUGCCUCAGGAAUUUGAAGCCUAUAUUAACGCUUCUGGAGAACAUGGGAUUGUGGUUUUCUCUUUGGGCUCAAUGAUCUCAGAGAUUCCAGAGAAGAAAGCCAUGGAAAUUGCUGAUGGUUUGGGCAAAAUACCUCAGACAGUAAGGAGAUUUCCUUAUAUCUACCUUCACAAGAGUUCUAAGCCCAGACUCCCAGUUUCUAAUUAAUUCUAUUAGAUAGACUUUUGAUUUGGUUUCCCUGCCAUUCCCAGUUAUUAAUCCAAAGUUCUUCUUUUUGAUAUUUCACUCUCAGAC
Molecule: messenger RNA, 2074 nt
Organism: Manis javanica (Malayan pangolin)
Lineage: Eukaryota; Metazoa; Chordata; Mammalia; Pholidota; Manidae
Source: RefSeq, a predicted model, not a curated record